This is a messenger RNA of Pecten maximus, 2796 nucleotides long. RefSeq lists its product as uncharacterized. The coding region runs from base 1693 to 2769 and encodes 358 amino acids. NCBI's taxonomy places the organism in Eukaryota, Metazoa, Mollusca, Bivalvia, Pectinida, Pectinidae. The record is from RefSeq and is a predicted model, not a curated record. The transcript has 2 exons.
AUGAUAAUACAAACUUUAAUUCUUUGGGGGAAAAAACCCAUACAUAAAUAGCUUUUCUUUUUAACUAUAUUUUAUGAUCAAACAUGAAUUCAAUAGUGCAUAAUAACAUAUGAAAUUCUUUGUAGAUCAAAGAUUAUCUAAAAAUAGUGAUGUUGGUGUAGUUGUGUUGUCUUAGUGAAGUAUUAUUGACAAAGCUUUACCGUAAAAAAAUUAAAUGGGCCAUGGUAGAGUCUUCACGAUGUCAUAUUUUAAUUGAUUGCGGCUUGCUCAGGUCUUUGAUUCAAUACUUCUGAAUAUCUGAACAUUCUCUUUUGUGUUUGUGAUCAUGGACCGUCCCUUCUUUAUCGUCCUCACUCUCCCUACGGUGUUUGUUGAGGGUCACCGAUAUCUCCAAGCGACCCACACGCAUUGUCUAUUUACCUUAAUUAAAAGCUUGGGAGGCACGAUGUUUUUCACUUUAACACUGGUUCAUAUAUAUAAAUUCUGUUUCAUGUAGCACUAUAUUAACAUCGGUGAAAAUCGUACGGUUGCGUCAUUUCGUUGGUUUUUUAAAUUUUGCCCCGAGAAGCCAGGAUUUAAUAACUUGAUUCUGGUUGUGUCGCCUUUGAUAAAAUUACAUUCGAUCUUAUCAGAAGCUAAUAGCCUUAAAUAUGAUUCAAUCCCGUUUUUUCCACAUUUUCUUUCCACAGACAGACCACAGGACAUUUAAAAUGAAAACAAAGCCACAGAGGUGUUGUUUAGCGUUAUUAACUCUAGAUAUCAAUCAAAAUGUGACGAUCUCUCGGAUGAUAGCUUCUUUUUUUCUCAGCUAAUGGUAUUCAAAGUUUUCUGAAUAACGAUUAACCAUUUAGCUUGUCUCAUCUCACAUUUUGCUGACUUAAUGUAUCAUAGACGAGUUCCUCCACUUUGCACGAUGCAAAACUUUAAAAGAUAAUUAUUCUAUACAAUACUUACUUUGUAGAUAUUUCUUUUAAAGAAUAUUUUCUUAAAAACAAUUUGGAAUUGAAUUCCAGUGAUCACAGUCUGCACUUAAAUUUAUGCAAUGUUCAGACGGAUAACGGGGAAUAUUGCGAGUGGUUUUAAACAUUAUUUACUCCACCACUUUUAUUUAGGACAUACAUCGAAGCAUUAUCUAUUGUAAUAUUAUUGUAUAUACCGGUAUUAUCAGAAAAAGUGCUACUGAAUAACUAAAAUUACCCUGUGGUACCUAUUCGUAUUAUGGUAGUAGUAAACAGCGCGAUGUUUUAAAUUCCUGAAUAUGUAGUGACUCCAUACAGAAGCGGCUAGUACCAGUAGUACUAAGGCACACCUGACGGGUUAAAAACAUACACAAAUCCACUUUCUCCCUAACACAUUAAUAUAGUCAAAGACAGCGUAUUCAUAACAAAAACCUUUCUAUAAAAACAUUUACCACAAAUUAUUGUUUAAAAACUUCUAAGGUCAUCUUCCUCCUGUUAAAAGAAACUUUUCUUCUCUAUUGAGUGACCUUUAUAGACAGGUUUGACUUUACAAAACAUGUGUAUCUAUAUUCACGGCUAUAUUUCGAUCCAUCAGUUAUAUAUAAAUAAAGUUAUAAUCCUGCAGACAUGCUUAGGUAUUGAUAUCAUGGGUGUGGUUAUUAUCAGUAUUUCCAUGACUUAAAGAUACCAUAUCAGCCAGGCUGUUUACGUAUAUUCCACCUGUUUCUCAAUUAUGUUAAUACAGAGAAAGCCUCGCCAGAGACGGGUUCGCUGCACAACGCAUAUCUCCGCCAUGCCACAAGCGGUUUUCUGUCUCCUUCUUUUGCUUGCAAGAGGAAGUUUGACGACUGCAUCUAGACCGGAAUUUAUAUCAGCUGGUCACUUUCUUAAUGCAAACUCCAGACCAUUGUCUGGUCAAACGCUCGGUAAUCAUGGACCGUAUAUGUUUCAUCAGAGACCAAUGUUACCCAGUCAAAAUGAAAAUGAAGUAAGUAGACCAUCGAAUAAUGCUGGUGUAGCAUUUGCCCCACAAUUGAUACACGACUAUUUCAAACCUGGCAAAGAAUCAUACGGCCAAGGAUCGCUUGAGCAGCAAAACAAAUGGCCGUCGAACUUCAUGGCAACAAGGCCGAAGCCCAUCCAAAUGACCCUGGCUAAGAACAGCAGACCUAUGUUAGGGUUACUAAAACAACUUAUGGCCGGUAGAUUCCAUAUAGUGGCUGACGCCAUUCAUUUGGAUGCUGUACCGAUCAUCGAACGACCUAUGCAGCCGUAUAUAGAAGGUAUGAUUAUUGAACCAGACAGUUUAAUAACAAGUGUACAUAGCCACAUUGAACCAAUACAGCCAAUGCAUUUUGAAUUACCAGAAUCAGCCAGACCAGAACACGUUACUUCUUUGACGAAUGCCCGCCCAAACAAUGGUGUGCAGCAAGUCCCAUUCCAACUGCUUCUCAAAGAAUUCAAUGACUUGGCUGCGAAAAUUAAUUUAAAACCCAAUGAGCACGCGGUUACAUUUUCCAGCUUAUACCAAAAUUAUAUGAAGCUGCUCGAACAACAAAACAAAACAGCAUCUCCUCCUAUUUUAAAAACUACACUGCCCACAACGACUGCAAAAACAGAAUCAACAGCACCACCUACGACUUCGGAAACGAGGUCAACCAUAAUUAUGAACGUAACACCCACCACAUCCGAUAUUCCAAUGAAGACAAAAGAUGACUUUAACAUGAUCCAGACAUCAUUCAGCAAAGCUAAAGAUGAUAAGCCAGCCGUGUGGCUUCCGGGUAUGGGACCGGAAAUGACCUCACCGUAAUCGUUCUCGGAGAUAUCCACGGCGAAG